CCUAAGAAGCAUUUGUUAGGUAAACAAAAGAUGUCCGGUGUUUGGGUUUUCAAGAACGGUGUGGUUCGUUUAGUCGAGAACCCUGGUGCUGAGCCGUUGGACGGUAACCGACAGGGUUCGAGCAGUAGUGCCCGUCGCAAGGUGCUCGUGCAUGUUCCCACCAACGAAGUGAUCACUUCCUACGAGGAUCUCGAACUUAAGUUGUUGUCACUCGGUUGGGAGAGGUACUAUGACGACCCUGAUCUCCUUCAGUUCCAUAAACGAUCCACUGUUCAUUUGAUCUCUCUUCCCAAGGAUUUUAACAGAUUCAAGUCCAUUCACAUGUACGACAUCGUCGUUAAAAACCGGAACAUGUUCGAAGUUAGGGAUAUGUAAAACCUAGUGUUGCGCUGGCUGCAGCAUGCACUGUCCUCCUUUGUUUUUUUUACCAUUAUGGAAUAUGAUUUAUGUUUGUGUGUAUUUAUAUAUACAUAUGA
This is a messenger RNA of Hibiscus syriacus, 476 nucleotides long. RefSeq names its product flowering-promoting factor 1-like protein 3. The transcript has a single exon. The record is from RefSeq and is a predicted model, not a curated record. Bases 31 to 375 code for a protein of 114 amino acids. Gene Ontology annotation, biological process: regulation of flower development. Lineage: Eukaryota; Viridiplantae; Streptophyta; Magnoliopsida; Malvales; Malvaceae.